AUGUCCCUGAGCCGGAGUCCAUCUCCCGUCCCGGGUGGAGGAUGGUCCUCUCCGGGCCUAAAUAUGAACGGCAGCGGCAGAUCAAGCCCGGCAAAGAUGUCGUUUGGUGGUCCAGCAAACGGGGCUGUCACAUGGGAAUCUGCGCGACUCAAGAGCCAGGGCGUCGCGGGCUACCCGUCCUUCUCGACCCAAAAUCAGGGCUUCUUCACUCGCCACAUGCGCCGUAUAUCGAGUAGUCUACCCUCUUUCAACGUUGGCGCCGAUGAUAGAUAUGUGGAAAAGGAGAAGCUUGGACGACGUCCCUGGAGGAUUCCUUUUAUUGGAAGAGUCAGGGCCAUGUCGGCACGACUAGGGAGAAAAUGGAAGAUCCGCGCACUCGUGCUUGCCAUAUUCCUGGCCUGCUACCUCCUAUUCUACAUAACGCCUCUUUGUUACUACUGGAGACGAACCAGCUGGCUCGGAGGUGGCGAGAAAUUUGUCAUCAUCCUGGCGGCAAACGUGGGGGGUGGUGUGAUGGAGUGGAAGGGCGCACGAGAGUGGGCGAUCGAAAGAGACAGCGUCAGGAACAAACGGAAAUAUACCUCGAGGUGGGGAUACGAGCUCGAGAUUGUCGACAUGAGUACCAAGAAGCGUUAUGCGCACGAAUGGCGCGAGAGCUGGGAGAAAGUCGAUAGUAUUCGGAACAGCUUCAGGAAAUAUCCAAAAGCUGAAUGGAUUUGGUGGCUGGACCUGAACACCUUCGUGAUGGAGCCCUCCUACUCGCUCCAACACCACAUCUUCGACGACCUCAACAAGCACAUAUAUCGCGACAUCAACGAGUAUAAUCCACUCAAUAUCUCUCACCCCCUUACAGGCGACUAUCUCGACCCCGAUUCACUCAGUCCCAUUGGAGAUGGAAGUCCCGAUUCCGUCAACCUAAUAUUGCCCCAGGAUUGCUCGGGCUUCAACCUGGGGUCGUUUUUCGUCAGACGAAGCGAUUGGACUGAUCGGCUCCUAGAUAUAUGGUGGGAUCCAGUAUCAUACGAGCAGAAGCACAUGCAGUGGGAACACAAGGAACAAGAUGCUCUUGAGCAACUGUACACGACACAACCAUGGAUUCGGAGCCAUACAGCUUUCCUUCCACAGAGGCUCAUCAACAGCUUCCCGACCGGAGCUUGUUCCGACAACGGCAACGACACUCGCAUUCACUACAACCAGGACGAUCGAGAUUUCGUCGUCAACAUGGCAGGCUGUGAAUGGGGCCGCGAUUGCUGGGGAGAAAUGUACAAUUUCCGCGAGCUUUCGUACUAUCUCAACCGGAACCCCUGGGAGAGGUUCAAGGAAGACCUAAUCGCGGUGAUUUGGUUCAAGCUUACUGGCCAGAAGGUCAAGUUAUAG
This is a messenger RNA of Anthostomella pinea, 1377 nucleotides long. The record is from the annotation of a GenBank genome assembly. Lineage: Eukaryota; Fungi; Ascomycota; Sordariomycetes; Xylariales; Xylariaceae.